Molecule: messenger RNA, 1185 nt
Organism: Corylus avellana
Lineage: Eukaryota; Viridiplantae; Streptophyta; Magnoliopsida; Fagales; Betulaceae
Source: RefSeq, a predicted model, not a curated record
AUGAUCCAAGGUGUUGUUGACAAAGUUUUUCAAGUCCAUCACAGAGAGCCAUUGGAGGCCACCCUCACUCACAGUUUCACAAAGCAGGACAUUAAGCUAGAUUUUCAAGAUGUUACUGAUGACAUCAUUGAAGCUGUGCACCUGCUUGAGGCCUCUCCACCACGUUCAAGUAAGUACAUUCCUCCCUUUGAAACUCUUGUGCCUACUAAUACUACUCUUGUCCCUUCUAUUAUCCAGACACCAAAUUUGGAAUUGAAGCAGUUGCCAGAGCAUCUGACAUAUGCCUAUUUGGGAGAGAACAAGACACUACCUGUGAUAGUUGUUACAAACUUAAGUUUUGGGGAAGAAGAGAAGCUGUUGAGAGUUCUUAGAGAGCAUAAAACAGUUUUAAGAUGGAUUAUUGCUGACAUCAAGGGAACAGUUAAUGGGUUUGGGACGCCAAAGGCGAUAAUCAGUGAUGGAGGUAGCCAUUUCAACAAUCAUGCCUUUGCUUCUUUGAUAAAGAAGUAUGGGAUCAAAUAUGAGGUUGGCACUCCCUACCAUCCUCAAACCAAUGGUCAAGUGGAGAUAAGCAACAGAAAGAUCAAAAGCAUCCUAGAAAGGACAGUGAAUCCCAACAGGAAAGAUUGGUCUCUGCGCUUGAAUGAUGCCCUAUGGGCUUAUAAGACUACAUACAAGAUGCCUAUUGGUAUGUCCCCAUAUCGGUUGGUCUUUCGGAAAGCAUGUCAUCUACCAGUGGAGUUGGAGUACAGAGCGUAUUGGGCCAUCAAGAAGUUCAACUUUGACAUGAAACAAGCUGGUGACAAGAGGAAGCUGCAACUAAAUGAACUUGAGAAAAUGAGGCAUGAUGCAUAUGAGAACGCCAAGCUCUACAAGGAAAGAACCAAGGCGUAUCAUGAUAAGCAACUGGUCAAAAAAGAGUUUCAUGUGGGACAGAAGGUGUUGAUCUAUAAUUCAAGGCUACGACUCUUCCCUAGUAAGCUUAAAUCUAGAUGGUUUGGUCCUUGUGUUGUCACCAAAGUGUUUCCACAUGGAGCUUUGGAGUUGUCCUCCUCUCACUGUUGCCCUGAAGAAGAUGCUUCUGAAGGUGGUGGCAAUCAGCUUAGAAUGGACCGCAUCAUUACUUCUAGGUUUGCUAAUCUUUGGUCUAUGAGGAAUUUCUCCUCUCGAGCCUCCAGUCUUUGA